AUGGCCUCGACGACAACAGCGACAGCACUUCGUGCUGCGAAGCGGCAGCUGCGCAAGUCCAUGACGCAAACCCUCGCAGCCAUGCGUCCGGACGAGAUCGCCAAGCAGUCGCGAAAGGUGACCGAGCAGGUGCUCAAGUCGCAAACCUAUGCUCGCGCUCACUCCAUCAGCGUCUACAUUCAUACGGAAGUCGGAGAGGUCAUGACAGAUGAAAUCUGUAGAUCGGUGCUCAAGGAUGGCAAGAAGCUAUACGUGCCUCUAUUCGCAUCACCAGCGCCUCCGGCGGUAGCCACAGGCCCAACCGUCCCAUCGGCGCCGGUGGAAAGCAAGACGGUCUUUGCAACGGAUAUGGUCAUGCUCCGACUACGAGAUGUGGGCGAGUACGAGUCGAUGGCCGCCAAUCGCUGGGGUAUCCGCGAGCCGCCAUUGACGUAUGCCGAUGGGACUCUGCGAGAAGAAGCACUCGACGAGUCCACCGGUGGAGAUGGCCUCGACCUGAUCCUUGCGCCGGGUGUAGCCUUCGAUCAGACGGGUGGUCGAUUGGGUCACGGAAAAGGAUACUACGACCGAUACCUGACAAGAGCCGAAGAGUGGGCCACUGGACGUGGUCUUGCAGCUCCAGUCACCGUGGCAUUGGCACUACGAGAGCAGGUGCUUCCAGCAUCCGAACGCGUUCCCGCCGACGAGCGAGAUCGUGUCCUCGACGCUAUCAUUGCGCCUGACGGCACCAUCCUUCCACCAACACCAUCACGGUGGUCUCCAUGA
Kalmanozyma brasiliensis GHG001 is the source of this 765-nucleotide messenger RNA. RefSeq names its product 5-formyltetrahydrofolate cyclo-ligase. Bases 1 to 765 code for a protein of 254 amino acids. The record is from RefSeq and is a predicted model, not a curated record. Gene Ontology annotation, biological process: tetrahydrofolate interconversion; folic acid-containing compound biosynthetic process. Gene Ontology annotation, cellular component: mitochondrion. Lineage: Eukaryota; Fungi; Basidiomycota; Ustilaginomycetes; Ustilaginales. Gene Ontology annotation, molecular function: 5-formyltetrahydrofolate cyclo-ligase activity. The transcript has 2 exons.